AAAAUGGUCGAUGAUAUGGAAAAGUAUAGCCAUUCUGGGUGGGGAUCGAUGAAGUCAGUCAGCACUGCUUCUCAUUUCAAUCCAGAGGAGUACCCUCUCCUAGCAGAGUUAGCAGAGUUUCUCGUGCAGUUGCAGUCUAUGAAUUCUUAUGAGGAUAACGUCCAGGCUCUUGCAUCUGGAACUAUUUUAUGUAACAUCUUCGCUGAUUCCAUUAACAGUGAUGGAAUUGAAGGUUAUCACCACGAUGCGAAAGCUAGUUCGGAGUUGGCAGAGGAGAAUUUCUCUGUGUUACGUCGUGCUUGCCAUGGCAUUCAGAUUCCUGAUGCCUGCAUUGUUACUGUGAAGAAUUUUGAAAAUGGGGAUUACGAUCUGAUUGAGUUGAUGCUUGUUAUGUUCACCAUUCGAGGAAUGGCAUAUGGUCUUACCGAUGUUCCAGAAGAUUUGGAGCGUAAGCUUCGAGAUUAUGAAAUCAAGAUUAACUCUCUGCCAAAACGUGAUGUGAGAGUGUGCCAAAACAUUCUCCAUAUUUUCCGACUGCAGAAUAAUAACAAGGAUAUUCCUGUGAUUGAGUCUCUGUCGGAUUCAACCAGUGAAUCGAGCCAUGAAGUGAUGGACGAUACCGCGUUCUAUCAGAGUGAUGAGGAGGACAUUGAUCUAAGAAAGCUUCCUGAGGAGAUAAUGGACUCCGUGAACAGCAAUCCUAUUGGUAGUUCGGGCCAUUCUGGCAACGGCGGUAUUAACCGCGAUGCCCUCCCAACCGAAGUCUCGGACUCGAUGAACAGCAACCCUAUUAGUAGUUCAGGCCAUUCUGGUAGCGGCCUCAUUAACCGUAAUGCCCUUCCUACCAAUCUCUCGGACUCAAUGCGGUCUAAGUCCUCUAUCAGUUCAGGUAGUACUUCCACGGAUUCUGAGGAAAGGCAACAGCGUGGUGGCGAUAAUGAUAAUGGUGAUGGCCAUCUGGUUGGGUAUGUGGAUACCCGGCCUGAAAAUUUCCAGCCUGGAAGGGACCCUGCUUUCCAACCUGAAAGUCUCGGUGGUUCAACGAAUCAGAAUUCCAUGGCUGCUUCGGGUUAUAAUUCUCUGAAACAGGGAGAUAAGCAGCAUGGUGGUUCUACCCAAGUUGAUACCCGUCCUGAAGACGUUGAUAUUAGAACGAUCAAUUCUUUAUCAACCGAAGACAAGCAGUCUGAUGAUAAUUAUAGUCGUCCUGAUGCCCUUCCUGAAGACGUUCUGCCUGGCACGAACCCGGCUCUCCGACCUGAAGAAUUUGUGCCCGGGGUUCCUGAGAGUGGCGGUUCAGUGGACCCAUUCCAGCAUUUGCGACAUCAUUGGGACCCGCUGGACAACUGGGAACCUCUUCCGAUCGAAGACCAGGAGUUCGAAACAGAGAAGGAUUGCGAGUUCCCGUUCCUUUGGGACGAUACAUCUCCUCUUACUCUCGACGACCGUAUUCAGAGAAUGGUGGACGCGCUGCAUCCAAAGUCCACAACCGUUGUACCUAAACCGCCUUCCGAGACGUCUUCUGUAAGUUCUUCUGAGGAUCGUGUUGAUCUGCCGAGUCCAGGACCACAGCCUCCUGUGAUCAAGGAUAGACGAGAUGUUAUGAAGGAUAUGGAUAACAUGGGACGGUUUCCUGACAGUAGUGAGCUACAUUUUCAGCCCAUUCCCCUUUCCAAAGCUACAUUUCCGUCCAGAAAACCGAGUCCUUACAUUAUCGCCCUCUUCGUGGUACUCAUGUUAUGUUGCGUUGCUGGAUUUAUUACCUGUGGUGUUCUGCUCGCAAAGAUCAAUUAGAGUUUGUAGUG
Messenger RNA from Blastocystis hominis, 1805 nucleotides. RefSeq lists its product as hypothetical. The record is from RefSeq and is a predicted model, not a curated record. The transcript is spliced from 6 exons. Lineage: Eukaryota; Bigyra; Opalinata; Blastocystidae. Bases 16 to 1794 code for a protein of 592 amino acids.